This is a messenger RNA of Trichoderma harzianum CBS 226.95, 840 nucleotides long. RefSeq lists its product as hypothetical. The record is from RefSeq and is a predicted model, not a curated record. Gene Ontology annotation, molecular function: copper ion binding. The transcript is spliced from 2 exons. Lineage: Eukaryota; Fungi; Ascomycota; Sordariomycetes; Hypocreales; Hypocreaceae. Bases 1 to 840 code for a protein of 279 amino acids.
AUGCCCACCCCAAUCGAUCUUGGACAGCCAACCAAGCUCAACUGCGAAGUCGCAGUCUUCAGUGGCGCCUCCGGUCUUGAGGCUCAAGCCAUGGGCGCCAAACGCAUCGAGCUCAACGCUCCAGGCUCGUACGAUGAAGGCGGCCUCACGCCCCCCGUCAAGGAGCUGACCUCGAUUGCCUCGCAGCUUGAAAUUGCCGUCCGCGUCAUGAUUCGCCCUCUUCAAUAUGACCCUCUCCAAGACUUCAUCUACACCGACGCCGAGAUCGCUCUCAUGGAGCAAGCCAUCCACAACUUCAAGGCCACCAGAGUGAUGAACCCCAUCCGCGGCGAUGGUUUUGUCUUUGGCAUCCUCAAGCUCCAGACCAAGCCUUCCACUCUCGCCAAGUACCCAGACCUCACGGUCACCAUCGACGAGGAGCGCUGCAAACUCCUCAUCGACGCCGCCCGCCCCUUCCCCUGCGUCUUCCACCGCGCCUUCGACCCCAUCGCCGCCAGCGAGCGCUGGUCCAAGGGCGUCGACAUCCUCGUCCGCUGCGGCUUCGACGGCGUCCUGACCUCGGGCGGCAUCGGCAACGCGCACGAUAACCUCGAGAAGCUCGACGCAAUCUGCCACCGCGCCGCCCCCGGCAGCCUGCAGGUCAUAGCCGGCGGCGGCGUCCGCCGCAACAACGUCCACAAGUCCGUGGCCCAGCUCUCCGUCCACGGCACUAAGAGUGUCUGGAUUCACACCGCCUCGCUGGCCAACAAGGUCGACAAGGACGGCCGCCGCGUCGAGGAGUUGGACGCGCGCGGACUGACGGGGAUCAUUUCUGUGAUGAAUGCCACAAAGCCCGACUAG